Populus trichocarpa (black cottonwood) is the source of this 1752-nucleotide messenger RNA. RefSeq lists its product as uncharacterized. Gene Ontology annotation, biological process: negative regulation of phosphatase activity; negative regulation of transcription by RNA polymerase II. Lineage: Eukaryota; Viridiplantae; Streptophyta; Magnoliopsida; Malpighiales; Salicaceae. Gene Ontology annotation, molecular function: chromatin binding; phosphatase inhibitor activity; transcription corepressor activity. The transcript is spliced from 13 exons. The record is from RefSeq and is a predicted model, not a curated record. Bases 46 to 1308 code for a protein of 420 amino acids.
CUCCCCCCCCCCCUCUCCCUCUUGCUUGAUUUCUCUUAAAAAAAAAUGGAACAGGCAGCAGCAGGAGGGAAGGGAACAGUGACGCCAUUAGCGUCAAUGUUUCCAGUGAACGAAGCACAAAAGGCAGCGAAACGAGUUGAAGAGAAGAUUGGAGAGAAGCAAAAAGAGUUAGACUGUAUCAAAGAAUAUGUUACUGAAAACACCAAUCUUAUUAACCUUGUCUCUAGAUUACCUGAUGAACUUAAUCAUGAUAUUAUGGUGCCAUUUGGGAAAGCUGCGUUUUUUCCUGGUAGAUUGAUACACACUAAUGAGUUCAUGGUUCUUUUAGGAGAUGGUUAUUAUGCUGAAAGAACAGCUAAGCAAACUGUGGAGAUUUUGACAAGGAGAGGGAAAGCUUUGGAUUCUCAAGUUGAAUCUCUUAUGGCAAAUAUGAAGGAUCUUAAAGCCGAGGCUUCAUUUUUUGAUGUUACGGCUUCUGAGGCUGCUGAGGGUCUUGUGGAAAUAAGGGAAGAUUACGUGGAGGAAAAUUCUUGGGAAAAACAUUCCAAAUCAGAUGACAAGAAUAAUGACAAAAAAGUUGCAUUUGAAGAUGAUGAAUAUGCCCGCAUAAUGUCUAGGUUGGAUGAGCUGGAGAAAGAAGAACUAGAAGCUGAAGAUGAAGAAGUGGAUGCUGAAGAUGAUGAUGAGAGUGCUGUUGAGCAACCUGAUGCAGCUGAAAACGACGAUGAGAGUGAUACGGAUGAACAAACUGAUGCAGCUGAAAGUAAUAGUGAAAACCAUGAUAACACACAACCUAAAGCUAAAUUCAAUCAAUUUCCGCAUCAGAUUCAUUCAGAGAUAAGGAAACCACUGCAGCAGACAACUGCCGAAGCAUUAUCAAAUAAGUAUCUUCCUCAACAAAGUAUUACUGAUACAUCAAAUGUGCUCAUGCAGACUCCAAAAUCAGGAUUCAAUAGUUCCAAGGCUUUCACAGGCUCAAUUGCGGAGAGUGCUGACACUGUUUCAACAAAUUCCAGACAACAGGCUGUGACUUCAUCACAGGCUUCAGAACCAGCAUUUGACAGUUCCAAGGCUAUCAUAGGUUCCAUUGUGGAGAGAGCUGACACUAUUCCCAAAAAUUCACAACAACAGGCUGCGACUUCAUCCCAGGCUUCAAAACCAGCAUUUGACAGUUCCAAGGCCUUUACAGGUUCUGUUGUGGAGCGCACAUACAACUUACCAACAUCAGGACAAGAUGCCGUUUCAUCACAGUCAUCCAGCUCUCAACCUUCAAAGCCAGUUUCCAGAUUCAAGAUACGGAGAUCUUAGCUGCCAUUGUUAUAGAAAUGUGUAAAUUGAGAAACCACACGCAUAUUCUGUCUUUGAGCAGUUUUUGGAGAUCCGCUUGUGUUAAGCUAGAACAACAUUAAUGGUCCAAACAGAAUCCAUCCUUGCAUGUAUUUGAUAUUUGCGUGAAAGGCUUCUCGUGUGACCCCUCUGCUCUCCUCUGGUAUAUUUUGUUCUAGUUGGCAACUUGACAUGGGUCAUCGGCACCGGAAACCAGAGGCAAGUUGAAGUGCUGUUGAUAGUGUAGUACAAUAUUGAUGUGUUUAUAGAUGCCUCAUGCUUCUGGCUAGUCUAUGAACGCUGUGCUGUGUCUAAUGGAAUUCUGUUUUUGUUGUCAUACUAAUGACUGGUAUAGUGUAAUAUUGAUCGUCAUACCAAUGACUGGUCUAAUGGAAGGUGCCUAAUGGUGAUGGCCUAGCUUUCUCA